AUGUUCGUCUCCGUGUAUUUGUUUGUGUUGGGUUUAAGCAGUUUUGUGGCGCAGACUUGCGGACAACAGUGCGAGAUCGCUCAGGUGUGCGUGACCGAUAUCACCGAUGACGACUGUUUCGGCAACCAGGUCCUGAGGCCGAACAGCCACAUAUUCGGCUGCUGCCCCAGCUGCCAGCCGCCUGGAGCGCCCGGGCCCGAGUUGGAUCAAUUGUGCAAGCCGCCGGCGAGCUGCUUACCGGACGGACGGUACGCGCCUGUGCAAUGCAAAGGCGAUUUAUUCACCGGAAGAUGUUUCUGCUCAGACGAAAAUGGGAACAGAAUAUUUGGACAAAUGUGGCGGAGUGAAGCGAGUGAAAUGACUUGCGCUUGCAGCCGCCGGAGGAGCGAAUUAGAAGCUUCUGGAAGGAGCGUUGUCGGCCUACAUUGCACCCCCACCGGCGAUUACGAGCCGCUGCAGUGCGACGAUGGCAUGUGCUGGUGCGCGCAACCCAGGACCGGCCAGCCGACUGUCCAGCCAGUGCCUCAAGAGGACAUGAAGCACUUGCCUUGCUACAGCGUGGGACUAAUCGGCGAACAAUACUUGAGGAGGUGCGAGAGUGUUGUCCAAGCGUUAAACACCAUUUACAAAGAACAAUCAGAGCAUGGAACCAAUUUCUUGGGUAAUCCUAUAACUUUCUGCGAUUACGAUGGUAGCUUUGGACCAUACCAAAUCAGAAACGGGAUAGCCUACUGCACUGAUCGCCACGGUGAAAUUCUUGGCUCUUGGCAAACCGUAUCCAGUGAAAUGGCAGGCAUGAAUUGUAACUGCGCCAGAGACACCAUGAUGUACUUCCCGGAGCGUGGAAUGACCGUGACGGAGGUCUGCCUGGCCAAUGGCAACUACCGUCCCAACCAGAACGUUGGUGACGUAUACUACUGCGUCGACACCGACGGGUACCCCAUAGAACUGCUCACCCAAUGGCCCGCUGACUUAUGCGCAAGUCAUGCU
Messenger RNA from Iphiclides podalirius (scarce swallowtail), 990 nucleotides. Lineage: Eukaryota; Metazoa; Arthropoda; Insecta; Lepidoptera; Papilionidae. The record is from the annotation of a GenBank genome assembly.